Henningerozyma blattae CBS 6284 is the source of this 2715-nucleotide messenger RNA. RefSeq names its product replication factor C subunit 1 (gene RFC1). Gene Ontology annotation, cellular component: nucleus; DNA replication factor C complex. NCBI's taxonomy places the organism in Eukaryota, Fungi, Ascomycota, Saccharomycetes, Saccharomycetales, Saccharomycetaceae. Gene Ontology annotation, molecular function: DNA binding; ATP binding; ATP hydrolysis activity. Gene Ontology annotation, biological process: DNA repair; DNA replication. The record is from RefSeq and is a predicted model, not a curated record. The transcript has a single exon. Bases 1 to 2715 code for a protein of 904 amino acids.
AUGGUAGGUAUCGAUGAAUUUUUUAAAUCCAAUAAAAGAAAUUCAAGUUUAGCUACCAAAAACAAUUCUAGUUCAUCUAAUUCACAAUCUGGAUCAAGGUCUACAACCACCAGAAAUAGUAAAAAUCAGACAGGCAAAAAGUCUGUUGAAAUCAUUGAUUUAGAUGAUUUAGAUGAUGAUUUAGAGAAAUUAGCUUCAAAACCUCCUUCUUCAACAUCAUCGAGCAGACGCUCAACUAAAAGAUCAUCUGAAAGUAUUGAGAUCGAAGAUUCAACACCAAAGAAAGCUAAAAAGGCAGCAGUUAUUCCUAAGCCAGCAGGCUCAGCUAUUAGAAAGUCUACAAGGUCAACUACGGCAUCGAAUGAAAUUCCAAUAAAAACUACUGGAAAGGUUAAGAAGGAGACAUCAGUCACAACUUCAUCAUCACCAAAUAGUUCUGGCAUUACAGCUCAGGAUGUUCUCAGUAAAAUACCUUCUGUUGACUUAGACACUGUACAUGUUAAGGAGAAUAUUUCAUUUGACUUCAAAGGAAACAGCAAUACUGAAGACGUAGACAUGUCAGAAGCUUCUGAUCUGGGGCUUCCUGAGGGGAAGCCAAAUUGUUUAUUAGGGCUUACUAUGGUAUUCACAGGCCAGCUACCGACCAUUGAAAGAGGAGUAGCUGAAAAUUUAGCAAAACGUUAUGGUGCAAGAGUCACAAAAUCUAUCUCUGGUAAAACAUCUGUUGUAGUUCUUGGUGAUGAGGCAGGUCCAAAAAAGCUAGAAAAAAUUAAGCAAUUAGGUAUCAAGGCAAUUGAUGAAGAUGGAUUAAAGCAAUUGAUAUCUGGAAUGCCAGGUGGAGGUGGAUCUGGUGUAGAAGCUGAAAAGGCAAGAUUGAAACAAGAAGCUGAAGAACUAAAAGUAAUGAAAGAAGUGGAAGAAAUUGCAAAGAAGGAAAAAGAGGCAGAGAUUAAGAAAUCAAAGUUAAAAGCUUCUAAUAAUGAUGCGCCGCAUAAGGUUGACGUUAGAGAACAAGAUAAAUUAUGGACAGUUAAAUAUGCACCUACAAAUAUCUCUCAAAUUUGUGGUAAUAAGACCGUUGUUAAAAGAUUAACGACUUGGUUAGCAAAUUGGGAUGAUAACAAGAAAAAAGGUUUUAAAGUUGUUGGUAAAGAUGGUAAUGGUAUAUAUAGAGCAGCUAUGUUACAUGGACCACCUGGGAUUGGUAAGACUACUGCUGCACACCUUGUUGCAAAGGACCUUGGAUACGAUAUUCUUGAACAAAAUGCCUCAGAUGUUAGAUCAAAAUCACUAUUGAAUGCUGGUGUCAAGAAUGCCCUAGACAAUAUGUCCGUUGUUGGUUUCUUUAAAACACAUGAAAACAAAGAUCAUGAUAUUACCGGUAAUGCUAAAAAAUUCUUAAUUAUUAUGGAUGAAGUUGAUGGGAUGAGUGGUGGUGAUCGUGGUGGUGUUGGUCAAUUAGCUCAGUUUUGCCGUAAGACUGAAACACCAAUGAUUUUGAUUUGCAAUGAACGUAAUUUACCCAAAAUGAGACCAUUUGAUCGAGUAUGCCUAGAUCUACCAUUUAGGAGGCCAGAUGCUAACAGUAUCAAAUCAAGACUAAUGACAAUUGCUGUAAGAGAAGGUUUUAAAUUAGAUCCAAAUAUCAUUGAUAGAUUAGUUCAGGCCACAAGGGCAGAUAUUAGACAAAUUAUUAAUUUAUUGUCAACAGUGUCAAAAACUACAAAAUCAAUUAACCAUGAGAAUAUUCUUACAAUUUCAAAGGAAUGGGAAAAACAAAUUGCAUUAAAACCAUUUGAUAUAACAAGUAAAUUAUUAAGCGGAAGCAUAUACACGGAAUUGGGUUCUAAAACCUUUACAUUAAAUGAUAAGAUGGGGUUAUAUUUUGAUGAUUUUGAUUUUACACCAUUGAUGAUCCAGGAAAAUUAUUUGUCGACACGGCCAAGUGUCUUGCCACGAGGUCAAUCGCAUUUAGAAGCAGUAGCAAAUGCCGCUAAUAGCAUCUCUGAAGGUGAUUUGGUAGAAAGAAAAAUUCGUAGUAAUGAACAACUAUGGAGUCUUUUGCCAUUACAUGCAGUUAUGUCUUCUGUUCGUCCAUCGUCAAUGGUUGCAGGUCAAAUGGCUGGUAGAAUUAAUUUUACUACAUGGUUAGGUCAAAACUCCAAAAUGAAUAAAUAUUUGAGAAUUUUACAAGAGUUACAAUAUCAUACAAGAUUAAGUACUUCCAGUGAUAAGACAAGUUUUAGAUUAGAAUAUAUGCCAUUGUUAAGAAGGAGAUUAUUAAAGCCUCUUUUGGAUAAUGGAUCAGAUGGUAUUGAUGAAAUUAUUGAGUUAAUGGAUAAAUAUUAUUUAACUAAAGAAGAUUGGGAUUAUAUUAUGGAAUUUAAUAAUACUGAAAUCACCCAACUAAAGAAAAUACCAUCAUCUGUAAAAAGUAGCUUUACAAGAAAAUAUAAUAGUAUGACGCAUCCAGUUGCUAUUUAUAGAGCAGGUAUGAGUAUAGGAAAUAGUAAUGGUGGAUCCAAAGCUAAACCUGAUUUCGAAGAUGUAGUUGAUGCUGAUGAUGAAGAGGUUAAAGAAGAAGUAAAAGAAGAUGAGGAUACUAUUGAUUUAAAGAAAGAUAAACUAAUUAAAGCUAAAGCCAGGCCAACCAAGAGAAAAUCAACUAAGACAACAACAGCAAAGGGCCGUGUAACCAAGAAAGUUAAAAAAUAA